Messenger RNA from Fonsecaea erecta, 1227 nucleotides. RefSeq lists its product as hypothetical. The transcript has 3 exons. NCBI's taxonomy places the organism in Eukaryota, Fungi, Ascomycota, Eurotiomycetes, Chaetothyriales, Herpotrichiellaceae. The record is from RefSeq and is a predicted model, not a curated record. Bases 1 to 1227 code for a protein of 408 amino acids.
AUGGGAUCCAAAAGAGCCCACCAUCGGCCGCGAAACAGGCCCUCACAACGAACCGUCACGGAUAGAGUGACAGAGGGAGUCCAAGCAUCAUCUGAAAUGCCAGAGGAUGAUAUGAAUGGCGGCACCACCCCAGAGGGAGAAUGCCGUUGCGAGAGCAGAGCGAAUGACCUCCGUGCAGGCGGCGAGGGCAACGACUUGUCCUUGGUUUCCGAUCACGAGAUUGAAGAAGCCAGGGCUCAAUUUGGGACCUCCGAAUUCGAGACCAUCAUCCGUGAGCAGGAUUGGAGGGUUCAGGAGUAUAUCUUGUGCCUUCGGCAUCAGCUGAAUCAUGUGAUGCACAGUUUGAAGCAACAACAGAAGGCAGACGAGAAAAGCAAGGAGUCCUAUGAGCUCCAGCAGCUCAAGAUUGCUUUCGAGAAGCUCCAAACAGAGGCAUUGAGCUCAGUAGAGAGUGUCCAGGCAUCAUCGGACGACGAGAUCACCAGAGCGUUUGAGAAGCUUCAGACCAGAGUCUACCCCUUGGUCAGCCUCCUCUGCAAGUUGAACACCGGAUUGUCGAGGGAGGAAUGGCAGGUCAAGUCUUCGGAGGCUGUCGCUCGCGGAUCCGUCGACUUUAGAACGAAGAUACCGGACACCAAAGACAAGGAUGAACAAAAGCUGCUGCUGAAGAAUGUCGUAUGGUGUUUCUUGCACGAAGCUCUGUUACGUGAACCCCUUCGCAGCUUUGCCGAUCCGUUGGCCCCGGCGAUGAAUGAAGGAUACUGGCGUUUGUUUCCCGAUCCACACCAACAAUCGGAGUCGGGCAAGUGGAGACACAUAACUGCGACGAGGCUCGCACUGUCAAUCGACAACGAAUCCGACAGAAAGUUGGCAGAGCAGCUGCUCAACGAUUUCGAGGACCUGGUGAAAGACCUGGGCAUUGAUGUCGAGGGUGCCGAGUUCCAGAAGAAAGCCAAAGCGAUGCUGGAGGUUGGGAUCACGUUUGCCCGCCUUAUUGCGAAACAGCCCGCCAUCUUCGAGCUGGAGUUUCCCCGGGCAGAUAGCGGCCGCUUGGAAAAGGCCGAAGACGACGAGCUCAUGUCGUGCUUGGACAACGAGACCGAGACCGAGAUUGCAGGAACCGUAUGGCUCGUCAGCGAACCAGCCCUGAUCAAGUGGGGAACAGGCACCGGGCAUCAGCUGGAAACGUGCAUGUGCCUGGUCAAGGCUAAAGUGGAACUGAUGUGA